This is a messenger RNA of Racocetra persica, 220 nucleotides long. The record is from the annotation of a GenBank genome assembly. Lineage: Eukaryota; Fungi; Glomeromycota; Glomeromycetes; Diversisporales; Gigasporaceae.
GAAGUAAUUAAAUACAAUCGGCCAGGUCGCCUAUCGCUUCUUUUUAAAUAUCCACACCUAUAUGACAAUAUUCAUGAAUCAAUUGAAUUUGGUUCAGCUGAUGAAAAAUGGCAAAAAGAAGUGGUUAAAGUGUGGAUAAUAGAGAAUUUACGUAAAAAUCUUAAAGAGAAUUAUGGCGUCUACAUGGCACACUAUCAUCCAGCGUGGGUCUCGGUUGCUG